Messenger RNA from Drepanopeziza brunnea f. sp. 'multigermtubi' MB_m1, 1254 nucleotides. RefSeq lists its product as uncharacterized. NCBI's taxonomy places the organism in Eukaryota, Fungi, Ascomycota, Leotiomycetes, Helotiales, Drepanopezizaceae. The record is from RefSeq and is a predicted model, not a curated record. Gene Ontology annotation, biological process: transsulfuration. Gene Ontology annotation, molecular function: transferase activity, transferring alkyl or aryl (other than methyl) groups; pyridoxal phosphate binding.
AUGACUGAGACGACGGGGGCAGAUCUAGAGCAGCCAACCUACAGCUUUGAAAGCCUGGGUGUGCACGCAGGUCUCAGCCGAAAAGAGAACAAGUCGUUUGUAUUCGAAAAUAGCGCCCAUGGAGCCGCAAUAUUUAACGGGACGGCUGAAGCGUUCUGCUACAGCCGCAUUGGCAACCCUACUACCAAGGUCUUCGAGACCCGAGUAGCUGCGUUGGAAGGAGGUGAGGCUGCCUUGGCCACAUCUUCUGGCGCCGCAGCUUUGUUUACGACGAUUAUAUCCUUGGCACAACAUGGAAGCAACAUCGUCGUAGCAUCGUCGAUUUCAGAUUCUUGGACCCAUGUAUUUCAGCACCGCCUCCCGACUUGGGGAAUCACGGCUCAAUUAGUUAGCAACGAUGACAUCGAGCAGAUCGUACAGGCGAUCGACAAAGAUACAAAAUUUGUGUUCGCAGAGAGCAUACCCACCGACAACUUGCAGAUUUCAGACAUCGAAGCCCUCGCGACUGCGGCUCACUCAAAAGGAGUCCCGCUAGUAAUCGACAACACCGCUGGUGCAGGAGGUUAUCUGAUUCGUCCUCUCGAUCAUGGAGCAGACAUUGUCAUCCAGGACGCAGGUCCGUGGCUCAGUGUCUCUGGCUCCAUCUCAGCCGGAAUCAUCGUCGAUAGCGGCAGAUUCGACUGGAGCAGAAGCGUAGAACGAUAUCCUCAGUUCUUUGACCCGUCGGCUGGCUUUCACGGCCUGAAAUUCUGGGAGAAGUUCGGGAACCUGUCGUUCAUUACGUAUGCUAGAGCGGCCGUGAUGAGGGAUUCGGGACCGUGCCUGAACCCGUUCGAGGCGUUCCAAUUGAUCUCGGGUCUUGAGACGCUGUCGGUAAGGUUAGAGAGAAUAUCGUACAAUGCUUUUGUGCUUGCGGAUUGGAUUGACGAGAGGAAGGACACAUGUGGAAUCCAAAGAGUGUUGUAUCCAGGUCUCUCACAUGCUACAGUUGCCGCGAACAGAAAUUACAUAAAGGGUGGGCUUGGUGGCCUGUUGUCCAUCACGUUGGCAGAUAUGGACGUCCUUCCACGACUCCUGAGGAAAGUAACCCUCAUAUCGCUUGGGCAAAGCAUCGGCGGUUCGAAGACAGUCAUAGUAAACCAGCCAACCAUCUCGACAAAAGCGCCACCAAAAGCGUGGAUCUCGGUCGGACUUGAAAACAUAGACGAUAUCAUUGAAGAUCUUGCACAAGCUACAUCUGAUACUGAGAUUUGA